UGCCUCUCUUUCUUUUCCUCACAAUACAAAACAAAUCUCUCUUUAUUUUUCUCUCUUUUGUCUCUUUGCCUUCUCAACGAUGGCCUCUUCAGCCUUCUUCUUCUUCAUGCUUUUGGCUCUUGUGGCUACUUCAGCCUUCGCUCAGGCACCUGCACCGGCACCGAGUCGCUCGCCACCUUCACCGACUAGCUCGCCACCUUCACCGACCGUCUCUCCAGCGCCCAAGGCUUCCGCUCCAACUCCGGCUACUCCACCAACUCCCGCAACUCCGGCUCCGACUUCUCCUCCAACGGCCUCACCUCCUACCCCUUCAUCUCCUUCACCAGCAUCUUCUCCAACAUCUUCUCCACCUGCUCCUGCUCCUGGUGCCAAUUCUCCCGGUGGUGGUUCUGCUCCCGGUGAAUCUCCAGGGUCUUCUGCAAACAGCGCUGCUUUGAACAGAGUUGCUGUUGCCGGAUAUUUGGGCGGAGUCGUCGCUACUGUUGCUUUGUUUAUCUAGAUCUAUAGAUGAUCGUGACGAUAGGUUGCUUUGUCUAGGAUUUUUUUUGAUUUUAUUUUUAUUCUUAUUUUGUUCAGUGGUUUUUUUAAUUUUUACUAUUGACGGUGAUGGACGUUUGAUAUGGUUUAUUGGUAGUUUGAUGGUUGAUUAUUAUUUCUAGUUAUGGAAUUUUUCUGAUAUUAUUCUA
Molecule: messenger RNA, 686 nt
Organism: Pistacia vera
Lineage: Eukaryota; Viridiplantae; Streptophyta; Magnoliopsida; Sapindales; Anacardiaceae
Product: classical arabinogalactan protein 5
Exons: 1
Coding region: 80-499 (139 amino acids)
Source: RefSeq, a predicted model, not a curated record